AAAGUUUCCAUAUAUGCAUUAUAUAGUGGAACAAUACAUGCUAAUGGAAUUUAAAACAGUGCUGAUAAAGCAAAAUAGAUGCAACUGAUAGCAAUUGAGAAUGCGGAAUAAGCCCCAUUUUUGAUCAAGCUUAGUAACUGAACAACAAGAGAUUACAAGCCUGCGUCACAAUCGCGGCACGGAUAAAUAGCAGCUUAUAACACAAAUAAAUGAAUAUCUGGCUAUUUAAGCUUUUCAGAGUUUUCCUUGAGCUUCCCUGGAAAAUGUGUCUCCUACGUUUUCUGGCCCAAGCUCGCGGCACCUUGGGACGGCAUCUGGCGGAGGCGUCACCUGCUGCCUGGGCAGCUGCCGCCGCCGAUCCCGGCCGGAAACUGCACCUGGUGAUGGGGAACGAGUCGUGCGACCUGGACUCCGCCGUGUCGGCCCUCACCUUGGCCUUUGUCUACGCGCAGCGCCACCGGGAGCACGAUUAUGUGCCGAUUCUGAACAUUCCUCGCCGGGAUUAUCCCCUGAAAACGGAGGUUGGCCACUUGUUUGUCAAGUGUGGCAUUGCCGAGCCCGUGUUGCUCUUCCGUGAUGAUCUUCCCGGUGAUGUGGCGCAGGAUGUGAACGUUAUCCUUGUGGAUCACCACGUCAGCCCACUGGCACCGCAAGUGACGGAGGUUUUGGAUCACAGGCCCCUGGAGGAGAGUAGUCCAUCCUUCAAGCAGCUGCCAACGGGUUGUGAGCUGGACAUCGAUGCCACGGUGGGCUCCUGUGCCACUCUGGUGGCCCAGCGUUAUCUGGCCGAGGAGCAGCCCCGAUCCAAGUGCGUUGCCAAGCUACUACACGCCACCAUCGUGCUGGACACCAUCAAUUUUGCCCCGGCGGCCAAGCGCUUUGGGCCAAAGGAUUUGGCCAUGGUGGAGCAGCUGGAAAGGGAGUUGAACAGCCAGGUGGAUCAGAGAACCAGCCUGUUCGAUGAGCUGGUGGCUGCAAGGGCCGACAUUAGUAAACUCACUCUCACCGAAGUUCUGCGCAAGGAUAUGAAGAUCCUGCAAACCGAUCGCCAGGUGGUUCCGCUGGCUGGAAUGCCCAUCCUCGUAAGGGAUUUCGUGGAGAAGAGCGGCGCCGAGAAAGCCAUACGCGAGUUCGGCGUCGAGAGUAACCUGCUGGUUAUGCUGGGCAUGUAUGUCUCACCCGUCGACGGUCAGGUGCAGCGCGACCUGGCCUUGAUCUCCCUUUCGGGCCAGAGCCAAGUGGUGGAGCGCGUACGGCAGGCACUGGUCGAGUCCAACGAUCCCAAGCUGGAGCUGCGACCGCACGAGGUGGACACCCGCUUCAUGGGCGGCUGCUUUCUGCGCCAACACAAUGUUCAGGCCACCAGAAAGCACAUCCUUCCCAUCGUGAAGCGAGCGCUGCUCGAAUGGGAGGCGGAUCAUGGCUGCGAUUGCGACGAGAUUUACUUCUUCAAGGAGAAACCCCAGCUGGGACUCUCUUAGGACAAUGCCACAACGAACGAGCAGCUUAGACAAGACUUAGCUAGAAUUUUAGUGAAUCCCCUAUGUUACCAAUGCGCUAUGCUUACACCAAAAAGGAAUAGAAUUUUAUAAUUUAAAAUAUUGUCAAAUUUCUUGAGAACUGUGCGGCAGCUAAAAUUUUUAAAUGUCCCUUAAAGAACCAAAAGAAAUAUUGAAAGCAAUCAGUAUUCCGAUUAUAAUUUACAUUGCCACCUUGGUAACAUAUAGGUGCUAUUAAAUUGCAGUGUUAGUGGAUCAAGAGAGUAUUCCACGCAUUAAGUUUCCUUUAGUUUCCUAGUUGUUUAUGUGGAUUAAGCGAAUAUGUACAGGGCAUACAUGGGUAAAAGAAAAUGUUGUAUAAAUAAAAAAAAAACCUAUAA
This is a messenger RNA of Drosophila elegans, 1879 nucleotides long. It is a transcript of the gene pn, whose product is annotated as exopolyphosphatase PRUNE1. Gene Ontology annotation, molecular function: exopolyphosphatase activity. Gene Ontology annotation, cellular component: cytoplasm. NCBI's taxonomy places the organism in Eukaryota, Metazoa, Arthropoda, Insecta, Diptera, Drosophilidae. Bases 210 to 1481 code for a protein of 423 amino acids. The record is from RefSeq and is a predicted model, not a curated record. The transcript is spliced from 3 exons.